Colletotrichum truncatum is the source of this 2649-nucleotide messenger RNA. RefSeq lists its product as uncharacterized. Lineage: Eukaryota; Fungi; Ascomycota; Sordariomycetes; Glomerellales; Glomerellaceae. The record is from RefSeq and is a predicted model, not a curated record.
AUGGACUGGACGAAGCCCGCAACGCAACACCAGAGAUCAGUCAGCGAUUUUACAGCCACUGGGUCAACCGACUGGGCUUUGAGUCAUGGCUCCCAAACAGCCAUUACAUCUCCUGACUCGGAAACCAGUAGGAGGCAGAUCCAGCAGCUUACGCAGCGGAUCACUUCGACGCUCUCUACGGACAAUGUUGAUGCAGCGUAUAAGGAGUAUGCCAAGGUGAAGGACCAUAUUUCUCUGUGUCGGUCUUUGUUGUCUUCGUCAUCAGAUGCCCGAGGCCGCGUGCAGUCCGGCGCUUGGCCUGAAGCCGGCCGAACAUCGCGAGCCUCCUCACUUGACGGGGUCGAAGGUCUGGCCAUCGAUCCUCAAUCUUCUCUGAGCAGUAGAAAUCUCCCCAGAUCCACAAUAAGGGAGAGCCUUGUACAACAUUCAAAAUCCGAUCGCGGGGCUUGCUUAUCUGCCGUCCGGGACUGGAAGGGAUGUAUCGAGUCCUUGCUGGAGGCGCUUCGGAAUUCGCUCGCCGAGACUUAUAGGAGUUAUGACCCCAGUGCCACCCCGGGCAUGGUGGAUUCCCUUUUACAAGACAACGACUUUCGCGCGUCUGCGAUACAGCAAAUGCGGAACGCUAUAAUCAACAAGACAUUUUCACCCAGUCCGGCCUUUUCUCGCGCGAAAUACGACGUUCAGUUCAGGAAUUAUGAUGCGGUUAAGCAGGGCCUUCUUGAGGUUACCCGCGUUUUGCAGUUGGGAGAAUCGGGGCUAUCUGGGGACCGACCUGUGAAGGAGUACGAAGUGUCGCCUCGCGGUGACGCCAUUCUCGAAUUCGCAAACAUAGGGGCCGAGUUCCUGCCAGUGCUCAGGUUCCGGGUGUCUUCAUUCAUGCUGGCGGAAACAUCGCCGAUUUUUGAACGAAUGUUCACCAGCCACGCGCAUGUCAAGAUCGAUGAAGGCGAGGACGUGGCAGAGCAGCUUCCUCCCCCGCCAACACCCUUCAUUUGCGAAGACAGAAGCGAGGCAAAGCUGUAUCGCAUGCCGCAGAUCGAAGAUAACAAAGGAGAGGCGCUGAAGAUUCUGCUUCAUGCAGCUCACAUGCAUAACGACAAGGUCCCGCGAGAGGUAUCGUUUGCACAGUUCGUGGCCAUCGCGGAAGUAUGUCUGCGCUACCGCUGCACUUCGCCUCUUGAGCUCUACGUCGAACACAGGUGGCUACCGCAAUGGAUCCACAAGGGGACCGAAGAUAUGCCCGAUGGCCUGUUACUCGUCAGCUACGUCUUUGGGCUCCGGCAACUGUUUACACGAAUGUCAAAGACCAUCAUAUUGAAUCUCGUCGACGAAAAGGAACUGCAGAGCAAACCGUGGCCGCAAAAGGUAAAGGACAAGAUAUGGGCUGUAAGGGGGGCCAAGAUGGCGCAGCUUCAUACCUGCUGCGUAAACACGAUCCAGGAGUACUUGCGCCCUCCGUCGAAAUUCGCGGAAGAAGAUCGCCGCGGAACAAGCCUGACGCCGGAGCUCGCGUCGCCCAGGGCAAGGAAUCGAUCUCCGGGCUUGAGUCCGCCUUCGGAAGAAGCGCGGCCUACGUUGCUGCUCAGCAGCAGCCCGCGGUGUCCUAGAGGGAACCACUGGUGCGACGCGACGAAUCUCGGGUGGCUCAUGCUCGUCUACGGGGAGCUGCAACUCCUGCCUACGAUCAUGAAGCCGACGGCGUUGGGACACCUGUCUCAUUCCCAGCAGCCGCCGCGCCGGAGCUUGGCCCAGCUCGUCGAUAUGCUCCGCACGAUCGCGAGCCCGCCACACGCGAUUCACAAGGGCGGCGUGUGCGACCCCGCGCCGCAGUUUCGCGCGGCUAUCCACGACAUUUACAACAGCGUCUCGGGGCUGACGCUGCACGAUGUCAGCGGUCGCGCUCACGGGUGGGUGCUUUCGAGGCACCGGUCAGAGCAGCCGCAGGCUGUUCUCCCGAAGCGGUUUAAAGAGCGUGUGGCGGAGCCGAAGAGGGUACUCGAGGUCACGGAUGAGAUGAGGUUGAAGAUUAUGAGGGGGGUGGAUACAGUGGAUGAUUUACACGCGGUGGCCAUGACGGACAAAAGCUUCUAUCGGGUUUAUAAAGAGAAUGAGCUGGGGCUAAUUAGGAAGUUUAUCAAAGCACAUCGGAGGAUGACUUUGAUGAAGUUGACGAGUUUGGACGUCAUUGCGAAGGGCGAGGGCAAGGUUGUUAAGCAGGAGGGAGACGUUCUCAAGGCCGAGGCCGAGGCCGAAGCGGCCACGAGAGCCGCGGAAGAGUUUGGCGGAGGCGCGGACGGUGAGAUGGCUGUGAACGCCGGUGGGGAGGGGGGCCGGGUGGUAGGUGGUGAUUCGGAGGAGGACGCAGCAGACUCGGCAGUACACUCACCGCGGACGCCAGCCGCUUCUGACGACUUAUCGCCGUCGAGUAUCGGCGAUGAGGAGGCGCAGCGGAUACUCUGGCCGGACUCGCCGUCCCCGGGGCCCUCGACGAGACCGCUGCGGCCGAUGGGUUCGGAGUGCGGGAUGAGGGAGAAGUUUAGGAGGAGCGAUCCGGCGUUUGUGGAGGAGAAGAUGUUACUUGAGGCGGAGGAUAAGCAGCUUGGCGUGGAAAGGGAUAGGAGGGUUGGACUUGUGAGGGAGGAUGGGUAG